CGCCGAGGCGACAGUUCUGGCUUAAAAGCCGCGUGCUGCGGCUCAGUUCCCGAAAGGAGGGUAUAGGCUCCGCGUUUCGAGUCCUUCGCGUUGAUAAAUUUCCCGGAAUUCACCGUAGAGUUCGUAAAAAGCAUCACUCUGCUAUUUACUUCUCAUUGCGCCAAUACUUCACCCGGAAUGGUAGUCGAAGCCUCUUUACAGCGAGAUGUACAUGGUUUUAAGGAUGAGGAGGCGGGCGUUACGACGAAAAUUGACAAUGGCGUUGUGGGGUCGUAUGUUAAAGGAGUGACCCUUCCGGAAGUCAACUUUUCAGCUUUCUUUGGCGAUGUUUUUGCAAGGCACAAAGACGAGACUGCUCUGGUGGACGCCAGGACAGGUGCGCAGUACACCUUCGGCGAGCUGCACGAUGCUUCUCUGCGGGUGGCCGCCGGUCUGCGGCGGCUAGGCCUGCGCACGGGCGACAUCGUCUGCUUCCACGCCACCAACGGGGCCGACCUCGUAGUCGCCAUGUGUGGAACGUUCUUCGCGGGCGGCACGGCCGCCAUGGCCAAGACUAACUUGACCGAAAGGGAGAUUCAUUACCAGUUUCAGGACAGUCGUCCGAAGUUCGUCGUCACCGACCUUUGCGAAGCAGGGAGGGCGGUGAAGGCUUACGAAAGAAUCACUUCAGUAGAGGCUGUCAUAGUUACCACAGGGUCUUACGAAGGGACGCUGAGCCUCUCGCAACUCGUUAAAACUCCUCUCGAUAACACUGAUUCUCCUGCGGAUGGCGGUCCGGAUACCGUGAUGGCGAUAAUAUAUUCGAGCGGCUCUACCGGAUUACCAAAGGGUGUACAACUCACACACCGCAACAUCAUCGCCCAGGUGCUAUCAUAUGGGUACCUGGACGCAUCGAUAUUUCAAAAGGGCGAUAUCUUUCUUUGUUCAGCAUCACUUAUGCAUGUCGGCGGCUUUUCGCUUACUAUGUGUUAUCUUGGCCAUGGCUGUCAGGUCGUCUUGGUCCACACGCCAGAUUAUAGCAUCAUUAUGCCUGCAAUAGAAAAGUACAAGGCGACAUCGCUACUGCUGUACCCAACGUUCGCCCAGAGGUUAAGCGUGUAUCCGCUUCUUAGCCAGUCGGACACUAGGAGCCUUACAAAAGUGAUUAUCGCAGGAAACACUGUAAAUAGCAUGAUACUGCAAAACGUAACCAGGAAGCUCCGACUGAGAGGAGUCAUACAAGCCUAUGGUAUGACUGAGCUGGCGGGAAUCGUUACCUUUUCCAUACCACGACUCGAUGACUUCAAGAGCGUCGGGAAGCCUUCUGCGUUCGUAGAAAUGAAAGUAGUAGACACGCAGUCUCAAAAGAAUCUUGGAGCUCUUGAAAAAGGGGAAAUCUUCGUGAAGAGUCCUGGUGCCUUCAAGGGUUAUCUUGGGCGGCCGGAGGAAAUGGCUCGCAUCUUUCAAGACGGCUUCAUUCGCACAGGCGACACGGGUUUCUACGCGCCAGACGGCCGUUUCUUCGUGUGCGGCCGGUUGAAGGAGCUCAUCAAGUGCAUGGACCAGCAGGUGGCGCCCGCCGAAAUCGAGGAGCUGCUGGCGGCGGACACUAGCGUACGACAUGUGGUCGUGGCCGGGGUACCGCACCCGGAGUACGGUGAGGCCGCGCGCGCCUUCGUCGUGCUCGACCGCCUCCCGGCGGACGGCAAGGAGGAAAGCGAAACCGCUGCGAGGCUACGGGCGCUCGUUGCCAACCAGCUGUCUUUCCACAAGCACUUGCACGGUGGUGUGGAAUUCCUGGAGAGCAUUCCGCAAACGGAUUCCGGCAAAGAAUUACGCAGCGCGCUGCAGCAGUCAUACAUGCAAAAGCUCAAGCGCAUCCAGGCACACUAAAAUCGGAAAAGAUGUCCGAGUGGCGUACUAUCGAAUUCAAGGUAUCUGCGGAGGCAACCGACAGGGAGUGCAGCUUACUCUGGCUUGUCUAAAAUUUUUUAUUCGUUUGGCAAGGUUUGAUGAGAGUUGAUUAUUCAAUGCACUAUAAAUGCCUUCUUUCAUGGCACUUACACAAUAUUAUCAAAAUGUCAGAAUUUACGUAUGAAGUUGAAAGGCACUACGUAUGUCUUUUGUUUUCACUUUCUUUCAGAAUCGGCCAGCUUUUAUUAUGCCUGUACCCGUUUUACAUGUACCCAUGUAUGGCUGAUGCCAAGCAGGUAGUGUGAGGUUUACAUGAUACACCGAAGCACCUCCCUGCACGCCUUGUUUUGUGUUUCAAUGACGUUCCCUAAACAAUAUAUCAGAGCAAGCUAGUCAGAAGCUACCCCCUCGGGAAUACAGUGCGCGAAACCACUUUGGACUUUAAUAAAAUGCAUUGU
This is a messenger RNA of Dermacentor silvarum, 2351 nucleotides long. RefSeq lists its product as uncharacterized. The transcript has 10 exons. Lineage: Eukaryota; Metazoa; Arthropoda; Arachnida; Ixodida; Ixodidae. The coding region runs from base 178 to 1872 and encodes 564 amino acids. Gene Ontology annotation, molecular function: CoA-ligase activity. The record is from RefSeq and is a predicted model, not a curated record.